This is a messenger RNA of Cryptotermes secundus, 5634 nucleotides long. RefSeq lists its product as uncharacterized. NCBI's taxonomy places the organism in Eukaryota, Metazoa, Arthropoda, Insecta, Blattodea, Kalotermitidae. The record is from RefSeq and is a predicted model, not a curated record. The transcript is spliced from 11 exons. Gene Ontology annotation, molecular function: peptidase activity. Bases 409 to 2175 code for a protein of 588 amino acids. Gene Ontology annotation, biological process: protein modification by small protein removal.
UACCUGCAGUCAGUCAUCGCUUUGGAAAUAUUAGUUGUCUAUGGAGUAUCACAAAGUUGUGCAAUAUUUCUUCAUAAGAGCACAGUCAUUCUAAACAAUUACGAGUCACGUCUACGCAUGCUAUAACUGCGCUCAGUCGUGCAGUACGGACUGAACACGUGCUAUCAUCGUGGAUUAUCAGUAGAGAAUACGUUGGAGGAGACGUGUUGGUUGCAUUGAGCUCCAGUUCUGUUUCGCCGCCGUAAAAUGUGUGUCAAAGGUGUAGUUUGAUUAUUAUACGUUUAUUUUAAAGUGAAAUGGCAUUUGGAAUGUCUGAACAUAGUUUUCACGAAUCGACAGUAAGUAAUGUAACAGUUCAUGUGAGACAGACAACGGACUACAAAUAAUAGGAACAAAGCAACUUGCAGCAUGGAGGAGGAUAUUGGAGCAACAGUUGAGGUGUAUGUGUAUGAUCUCACAAAGGGCAUGGCCCGCAUGAUGUCACAGAUGCUACUUGGUCGGCAAUUGGAUGGAAUUUGGCACACCUCAAUCGUUGCUUAUGGCAGGGAGUAUUUUUUUGGAUCAGGAGGAGUACAGAGUUGCCGACCGGGUGGCACUAUUUUGGGUGAGGCUACCAAAGUGAUUAAUCUUGGAGAAACAUUCAUCCCAUAUCAAGUAUUCUUGGAGUAUGUGUUGGGACUAGGAGAAACUACUUUUAGCCCAAGGUCAUAUGACCUGUUCAAACAUAACUGCAACAAUUUCACAAAUGAAGUGAGUCAGUUUCUCUGUGGGAAAGGGAUUCCCAAGUACAUUCUUGAUGUUCCAGAGGAGAUCCUUGACACACCUAUUGGACAGACAUUAAGGCCGCUAAUAGACAGUCUAAGCGAAGGUGCAAGAGGUGUAACAUUUGGCCAGAAUGCCAAUCACAGUUUGAGAGAUUAUGAACCUCACUGGCCACUUAGAGAGCGAGCAGAAUCUCCAGACUUUGUUGAACUCAACACAGCCAUUGAUGAAGUCAGAAAGAAUUCUGUAGCACUUGAAGAGCGUCGCAACAUAAUCAACGAGAAAAUUGCCAAGAAGGAACGCAAGAAAAAGAAGAAGAGAGAGAAAAUUGAAAAGGAUCGUGAGAGUGGAGGAAGCAGUUCAGCAGAACUCACUCCUGACAGCUGUAGUUCAGCAGCAGAACUAACAUCUGACAGUUGCUGCAGCAGUUCAAAGAAUUCAUCAAUAUAUCCAAACAAUAUGGCUGAUGGUGAGGCAGCCAAUAUUAUAGAACUUACAACUAAUGGCUCUGAAGAGUCCAGCAAGAAGUCACCAGCAGAAGUUGCAGCUGAAAUAGAAGAACAAGAUGCCCGUGAAAAGAAGGAAAGGGAAGAGAGAAAAAAGAAUAGAGAACCUCCAAUAGUGUAUAAAGAUGCAGUGGAUGUUCAGGCAGACUUUGAUGCUCUGGUUGGUUUUGUGGAUGGGAUACUGGGUCCUGAAGAACAGCAGUCUUUGGAAGAGCUCCACCAGUAUAUGCUGGAGGAUGAGGGCUCAUGGGCGCUUGGUGAUGGCUUCCUUAACUUUGUUGGACGAUUGCUACAUGACAAAUCCCUGAGGCCAGAAAUCAGGGUGCACAUUUUGAAUGUGUUGGCUGCAGCUGCUCUCAAGGAUGAUGUGAUAUUGUUAUUACACCAGGACAGGAGAGAACAUGUGCUUAUGAACUAUGCACAUGAUGUGGACAGAUUAUCCGUUGAAGAACAGGAAGCACUAGCAUUAUUUAUAUGUAAUAUGUUCGAAAACUUGAGCAGCUCAGAGUGGCUACUGUAUAUAUCAGAAUGGCAGUACUGCAACACUACCAUCAGUAACAUUCGGUGCACGACUAAGGUGGCUGUCAAUUCCCUUCUUUCUGAUAAUACAGUUCUUCAAGAGCGAGGAUCUGCAAUUAUACAUAAUCUUGCCUGCAAGGAGGUAAAAACUGUGGUAUUUGAUGAUGUAGCCGUGGAGUUGACAAUGGCUCUCCUUCAGUAUUUCAACAGCAACCCACCAGAAGAGCAUCUUUUCCGAUGCAUGAAGGCUCUGAAUCGUUUCUGUCAGAUAUCACAGCAAGAUGUCCCACAACUUAUACAGAUGAUUGGCCCAGAACCUGCUAAGUUCCGAGGAACUUCUGCUCGAGUUGAUGAUCUAAUUGCUCAGAUCACCAAACGACUACGUUAGCUCUAAUACUGUGCCUGACUUCAAGUCUUCCAAAAAACAAAGGGCUCUUUAAUCUGUUGUCCCUCAUAAAACAACUUCCAAGUUUUGCUUCAGAGAGAGCAAUUUAUUUUAAGGGCAUGUAAAUUUCUGAAGUUGUAGUGAGACAAGACAUGCUCUUCCAAGGAAAAGUGGCAUGUAACUCAUGCAAAAUUUAAUUUAAAAUAAAUCAUAAAUUAUUACUUUCCACAGAAUCUGUAUAAUUGACACAAUAUAACUACUCACCCAUUGAUCUGACCACCCUUUUCCCUGUGAUUUUUUUUGUUGAUGUUGUAUAUAGUCCUAACACAAGAAUAUUACAUUUUUUAUGCUAUUUGUAAGCCUGUUCUACUUUGUGCAAUACAUGAAUCUGAUAAUAAUCACUUUUUUGAGUUUUGUGUUUCCACCCCACUCUCUUGGUGAUAUGCCAAGCAAGAGUUAAUUCAACAAAAGUAAUGUUGCAUGUUGUAGGCCAUGCCCCAUGAUUUCAAACCCUACUUUGUAAGUUUAUCAGGUAUACAGUGUUUUGAAAUAAAUCUGUCCUUGAAGCCAGUCAUCACUUCAUCAACUGCUAGGUCCCCACCUGGUUUAUAAAACUAUCCAGAUGUAUUAAUUAUGUCAGGAGUCGGCUGUGCCUUGUAGAGAUAGUUAUAAUCUUCAUCCCCUGAUCUUCAUCUAUCAUCAUUACUGAGAUGUAGGUAUUGUCCAAUUUUAACAAACUAUUGGAGGGUCAUUGCAUGCCUAACAAUAGGACAAACAAGGAAAUCAUAUAGAAAAUUUGUUGGGCAUGAUAUAGCUAUAUAUAUGUUAAACUUUAUAAUUUACUGUAAAGGUAUACAAGAAAUUAAAAGAUCAGAACAUUAAUUAGAUUAAAGUAUAUCCCAAACAUCUUGGAUUGUUCACUGCUAUUAAAGGGUCACUUAGGUGAAGGUGUAGGAAGAAUCUGGAAAAUAUUUUAUCUCACAGCUGAUCACAUUUUACUUUUCUCAUGUCUUAUGAAUUUUAUUCUGGUUAAUGCUUUUAUUCCCCCUCCACAUUUGUUCUAACACUAGUUGUGCAUUCUAUAUUAAUUUUUAAUUAUAAACAAAAAACAAAAAAAAAACAGUUAUUACUGGUACCUUAUAUACAGGUAUCCAAGAAAGAUGUAAAAAAAUAUAAAUUCCUGUAUGGAAAAAUAAUUACUAUAUGUAAGAAGUCAUCUCACAGUUUAGUAGAACAGAACUGAAAUUGCUUUUUGUCACCUAGUAAGCUUCAACAUGAGCACCAUUAAUUGUUCAAUACAUGCCAAAGUAGUAUUCAGUCUCACCAUGUGUUCAUAAGCAUAACUUCAGCCACUGUUGCAGUCACCACUCAUGUCAUGUUGCAGAUUUUAAAGAUCUGCAAUUUUUUCCUGGUAGAUAAUAUUCUUCACAUAACCCCAGAGGAAAAAGUCCAGUGAAAUUAGAUCCAGUGAUCUUGGAGGUGAUGCUAGCAAACCACUUCUUCUGAUCCAUUUGUAUUGAAAACAGUAAUUUAAAAAGUGAUGGACAAUAUUUCCAAAAUGUGAGGAUGCCCCACCCUGUUACUAUGUAGUGUAGCUUGUCACAGUUGCUUCCUGAAUGAAGGAAGGUCAAAUGAUGCAGUAUUUUAUCCUGCCACACCACAUUUUAACCUUUGGCAUAUCUGUCUGAUGAUCGGUAAUUCCUUGAAGUGGCUGGCUACCUCAGAUUCUGCAGUUAUGUGUGGUCACAAUACCAUUCAAAUGGAAUAUUGCCUCAGUAGAAAACACAUCAAGUUCAUGAAAACCUCAUCACUGUUAAUUUUGUGCAGCAUUCCCACACAGUGUUACUUUCUAAGAGUCAUGAUUGUCUAGUUUUAUGUGCUGCUGCAACUGCAAAUUGUACACAUGUAAAUGUAAAUGUUUGUGUGCAAUGUCAUGAACUGUGGGGUGGGGAAGAUGCAGUUGCCUGCUUUCUGUGAGGAUUGACAUGUAUGAGGUACGUAGAAAUGCUUGUCUGAUGUACACCUUGUUGUCAUUGAAUGUUCUGGUAAUUUCUGAUUUACAACGCUUCCAGUUUCUCUCAGAUGUCUGUCCCACUUCUUAGCAGAGUUGUAACUUGGUGCUCAACCUCCAUGCAAUAACCGAAAUUUACUCUGACUGAACCAUCACCAUGACCACAAGUGAUUGAUAGGGAUGGCACAUGCAUGACCACUAACACCAAUGUAAACAAAACUUGGAACUUUAAGCUGCAGAAUGGUGAGAUUGUUUCCUUUGUAUAAUAAAUGUUUUUCAAUAUACACAAUUUCCUUGUUUCUCACACCUCUCUCAGACACUCUGUAGUUGUGGCUAACAUUGAAAGAAAUAUGUAUUCUGUGUUUCACAAUAAAGGCUAAAAAUGUAGGUGAUUUUAAAAUGGAAUAUCAGUUACAUAAUACAUGUUAUGUUCAUUGCAAAAGCUCUUCGGAAUGCCUCAAAAUUCAUGUGUAUAUCAUGUUUAUUAUUGUAGAAGUGCAUGAAAAACUAGUUACCUUCUGUAUGAAAAUUUAAAUUUUACUUGUAUCUUUUGUUAUAACUAUUUUCUUUCAUAAAUUCCAGAAAAUUAUUAAGAUCUAGAAUUCUGGAAAUGUUAUUGCACAGAACAAGGUUAAUAUCUACUCACCACAUGUAAAUGCACAAAUGGUAUAAUGUAUUACAUGAGUAAGCUACAUUUUAAUUUUUAAAGUGCAUAAAAAUUAAGCUCUUAUAGUUUAUUACAGAACAAAACUUGGAUGUUUCUUGGAAUUAGAACUAUUUCUUAUAAAUAGUAACCCAUCUGAACCCUUAUCUUUUUAUGGUGACAACAGUAUUUCAAAGAGUGUCUUAAAUUAUUCAUUUGUUACACGGAUACUACAUGUAUGUAGCACAACACUUCAUAAUAAUAAAAGUCAGUCAUAUAUACUAGUUAAUUUGUCAUGCUCUGCUGUAUUGGAACAAUUAAUUAAUAUAAAUCAGUUGUUAUUGCCUUUCCUUUCCAAGACUGAUUUUGGAAUGAAAAAGUUUAGCGAUGAUAGCAAAAGAUUUGGUCAAAGAAUCCAAACAGAUUUGUACAUAUAUUUAUACUGUAUAAGGAUUUAUAAGUUAAUUAUGUUUUGCAUUUGUAUAAUAAUCUAUGUUAACAGGAUAAUCCUUUGUACUUUAUACAUGCAAAUUGUAAUAAUAUGUAGAUUAAACUUCAAACAAUAUGGAAUUAUAUCCUUCUUAAGUCUAACUUUUUUUCACAUUGAGGAAAUGAGAAAGGAUCAAAUUAAAUAUAGCUGAAAGAAAUGCGGUUUAUUUCAGGUUUACAAGUUUAUGUCAGUUGUGUGAUCUAUUUGUAGUUAAUUCUUGGUAUGAAUCCUACUGUGGACAUGAUUGUAUUCCAUGAAGGAGUGGAAGAAGUUCUGUGAAUUAGUGCAUUCAUGAGGUUGUGUAAAAUUUAAAAUAAA